Racocetra fulgida is the source of this 342-nucleotide messenger RNA. Lineage: Eukaryota; Fungi; Glomeromycota; Glomeromycetes; Diversisporales; Gigasporaceae. The record is from the annotation of a GenBank genome assembly.
AUGAAGGAGAUAGAAUCUAUGGUUGAAACGUCCAGAAGUCAGGAUAUCGAUUUAAUGGAAAUAUCACCUAUGAUAUUUAAAAGCUCUCUGUUUACUCAGAAUAAUAUAUCAAAAAAGCGUACUAAUAAUCCCAAAUUAUUUCCAGAUAAACCAUCUAACAAAAAAGCAAAGAAGCUGAUUAAAAAAGAAUCGUAUAUAUUAAGAGAUCUUAUAAAUGAAUUAUCUACCGAACCUGAAACUUUACAAGUUUCUGUAAUUAGAAAAGAAAAUGCAGAUAAUUUUAUCGAUUUGUAUAAUAAUAUAACCUAUGCAGAAACCCAAAAUGAAAUUACAAAUCGGGAU